Cajanus cajan (pigeon pea) is the source of this 1058-nucleotide messenger RNA. RefSeq lists its product as uncharacterized. NCBI's taxonomy places the organism in Eukaryota, Viridiplantae, Streptophyta, Magnoliopsida, Fabales, Fabaceae. The record is from RefSeq and is a predicted model, not a curated record.
UAUGUGUGGAUAACACCAUGUCACACUCAUUUGUAUAUAUAAUAUGUAAAACCCCCAUCAAAAUAUCUUCCCCCUCUCGUGUACUUUUGCCGUUUGUUUUCUUUCUUCUAUUCCCUUUCCUUAUUUUCUUUGUUUUUUCCACAACUAGCUAGCUACACCAACACAAUGCAUCACACUCAUCACUACCCGCUUCCUUGUUUGUAUUGCCACCCAUAUAGCUAUAUUAGGAUGGUUCAAAAUCUCAUUGAGAGAUGCAUGCUUUUCCGCAUGAGCCAAGACCAGUGCAUAAGGGCACUGGCGGAACAUGCAGGGAUUAAGCCUCUUGUUACUGUUACAGUGUGGAGAGAGUUGCAAAAGGAGAACAAGGAGUUCUUUAGAGCAUAUUUGCAAGUUGUAACUCCCAGGCCAUUCAUGAGUAGAUGGUUUCAAAGGGGACCAAAAUUAGCUAGAAGGAAACACUGGAAAUGAUCAAGGGAAUAGUGGCUGGAUAAUCCCUACAAGGAAAAAGUGAGCUGGAAGAUUGAUGAGGGAAAUAUUAAUGAUUACUAAUCCUAGCAAGAAAGUUGUUGGAUCAUUAAGUCUAUUUGGAAAAGUUAAAAUCAUUUUUAAGAAUUUUUCUAUUAGAAAUAAAAAAUAUUUUUUAAUAAAAAAUUCUUAAAAAUAUUUUUAAACUUGCUUCUAUAAUCUCCCUAAGGAUUUUGGGUGAAGACCCUCGUUAUUCGUGCAUGCGCAUAUAGUGGCCAAUGGUUGUAUUUCUUUAAUGCUAGAUGCUGUUCUCAAAGGCAUUAAAGAUAUAAAAUUGUACCAUAUAGUCAUUAGCCGUAACUUUGGCUUAGUGUGAAGGAUGCAACAACAGAUGCUAUUCAAGUCUGUUACAUUUACCUUUGUGUAACUUUCCUAGAUUUAUCAGUUGAGAUUUCCCUUUUUGUUUGUGGAUUUUAUUAUUGUAAAAGAAGCUGUCAUUGGUAUCAUUCCAACGCUUGUAUAAAUUUGACAGCAGUGAAGUUAAUUCAUCAAAUGUUCCAAACUUAAUGAUUGAAGCUUGCUUUAGCCUUUGA